Molecule: messenger RNA, 966 nt
Organism: Mangifera indica (mango)
Lineage: Eukaryota; Viridiplantae; Streptophyta; Magnoliopsida; Sapindales; Anacardiaceae
Product: oxygen-evolving enhancer protein 2, chloroplastic-like
Exons: 4
Coding region: 107-889 (260 amino acids)
Biological process (GO): photosynthesis
Cellular component (GO): photosystem II; extrinsic component of membrane; photosystem II oxygen evolving complex
Molecular function (GO): calcium ion binding
Source: RefSeq, a predicted model, not a curated record
CACAUAUAACAUUUUAUUAUUUUCUAUUUUGUUACAUUUAUUCAUCAAAGCUUUGUCCGAGUGAAUUGAAGUGUUGAAAGUUCCAGAGAAGGAAAUACAGAGAAAAAUGGCCUCCACUGCAUGCUUCUUGCACCACCACGCACUCUCUAGUCCCACAAGAUUAUCAUCAUCUCAGCGCCACGUCUCGAACAUCAAGCCUACCCAGCUGGUUUGCCGUGCACAGAAGCAGGGUGCUCAAGAAGACGACGGCAGUGUAGUGUCUCGGCGGUUGGCUCUCACUCUGCUCAUCGGAACUGCAGCUGUUGGCUCCAAAGUCUCACCUGCUGACGCUGCCUAUGGAGAAGCUGCCAAUGUGUUUGGUAAGCCAAAGACCAACACAGACUUCUUGCCGUACAAUGGAAACGGAUUCAAGCUAUCAAUCCCCUCAAAAUGGAAUCCAAGCAAAGAAGUAGAAUUCCCUGGACAAGUUCUAAGAUAUGAAGACAACUUUGAUUCCAACACUUAUGUUUCUGUCAUGGUCACCCCAACUGACAAGAAAUCCAUCACCGAUUACGGUUCCCCUGAGGAAUUCCUCUCAAAGGUGGACUAUUUGCUAGGAAAACAAGCCUUCUUUGGCAAAAGUAACGAGGGUGGUUUCGAAAAUGAUACGGUGGCCACAGCAAACAUACUGGAGAGCGCAACCCCGGUGAUCGGUGGGAAACAGUAUUACACAUUGUCAGUAUUGACAAGAACUGCCGAUGGAGAUGAAGGGGGGAAACAUCAGUUGAUUACGGCCACUGUUAAAGAUGGUAAGCUUUAUAUUUGCAAGACACAAGCUGGAGACAAGAGGUGGUUUAAGGGUGCAAAAAGAUUCGUGGAGAGCACUGCGAAUUCUUUCAGUGUUGCUUAAGAUGUUAAUGAGAAAUUUUUAUUUUAAUGUAAAUCAACUUAAUAUAUUAUGUCAUGGGGUUUUGAGUUUUUAAUCGA